AUGUCAAUUCGCGAGCUGCUAUCUCUGAGCUUGCGCGCGCCGGAGCCUCAGCGUUUGGCCGCCGAAUUGGAGCUACAGCAGCUUCAAAAGGCACCUCUUACCGCCUCAUUUGUCGAUUCAAUGCUCAAUAUGUUUUUGGUGGUCCCUAAUGUCGAUCGAACGCCGCGCAAUCCAGUCGAGGUCGAUUCAGACGACUCGGACUUGCGUUUACUGGCUGUUCUAUGGCUCAAACACUACAUCAAACAGCAAUGGAGGGCUCACAAGAAGACAAAUAUGCUGAACGAUGCGGAACGCGAUCAUAUACGCGGCGUAUUGCUGUUUGCAGCGCUGCACGAGCCGCACCAGACAGUGGCGCUGCAUUUGUCAUUUAUCGUCGCCAUAAUUGCGCGCGCUGACUUUUCAAGUCAGUGGAGCUUUGAGGAACUUUUUUCAGUGAUGAUGCAGCCAUUAAGACGGCCACACGGAGCUGUAGACAUGGUCGCCGAGCGACGAAGCGUGGACGUGUGCUAUCGUGUAAUUAAGGAGCUGGCAGCGAGGCGUCUGAUGCAGCACCGCAAACAAUUUGCAAUGAUGAGCGUUGAGAUGCUACCUCUAUUGCUGCAGUACUGGACAGUAACAGCUACGCAACUGAACAAUUACCUUCAGACCGAGGAAGGAGCAAUAAGAGAGACGAUAGUAGAGAAGCUGGAAAAGCUGUGUGCAGUAACAGGUGCACAACAGUUGCAUGUACUAGUAAGAACCACCAAGCUAAUUUCAACGAUGUUGCUUCACGCAUUUAGAGACUUGUCGACAGUGCAGAAUGGAGAGCUCAUACGAUCAGCGUUGAUUGAGUUUUACAAACAAUUGGAAAGCAUAGUGAAGUUCCGACAUGCAUUUGAGGCUCAAAUUGAGAAGUUUAGUCGUAUCAAGCAUACAUCGAAGAUGGAAGAAGCGACACAAACACUUGACAAGUAUAUGCAUCAUAUUGCUGCUAUCGUCGUGGAGGUGCAGCACGCGUAUCCCGUAGAGUUUCGACAGUACUUAUCACCGUACCUCACAUUGUUCUGGAAUGUGUUAAAUGUAUUCUCCUCAACUUCCUUGACGGUCCUUGCGGCACCUAAGCGUCUACAGAUAGAUGCUCUCAACUUCUUUGCUAACGUACUGAGCUGUCGGCUGUACAAAAAUGAAAGUCUCAUGCGUUCUGAUGGGACGACGCGAAUUAUCGCGAAGGUUAUCACAGCAGCUGGAGAAGUCGCGUUAACGGACACCAUGGUGAUCGAAGCACAAACGUCAUUGCAGAACUUUUUCACGCAAACCGAAAAUCGCUUUAAAUCCAUGAUUAACCUAUUGAUUAUGCACUACAUGAUGCUGACUCCUGGAGAUCUAGAUAAGUGGCUGAGUGAACCAGAGACAUACUUUGCUCUCAUGGAAAGCUUAACAGCAAAAGAGUCAGUACGUUCCUGUGCUGAAAAUUUAUAUCUUACAGUGGUGCAAAAUUUUCCAGGCCAGACAAUCCCAGCAUUGACUCAAAUUGUCUCCAGUAUCGCGGCAUAUCUAAUAGAAUUGGGUCGUGGACAAAUAUCUACUGCUGGUGAUGAUGGACGAGUUCUUGAAAUAGAUGCAGUGCUCGUAGCUAUUGGUUUGGGUUGUUAUGAUCUCCACGAUUGCUUCGAAUUUGAGCCAUGGUUUCUUGCCAACCUGGUACCGAUUCUCAUUAACCAAGAUGCAGCGGUUGGCUCAUUUCGGGGACUUCCAAUUCUACGUUAUCGUAUUGUUUGGCUUGUUAGCUGCUAUCUUGCUCAGCUAUCAACUAGUGUAAGACCGCCACUAUACGAUGCGCUUUUAAAUUUGCCAGUAUUUCAGCAAACGGACACCGGUGUUGCGCUCAGUUUGCGCAUUAUACAGACAUUAGAGUCUAUGGUGAGUGACUGGGGAUUUGAAUACGAUCCGUUUGCUCAAUUUCUGCCGCGAUCACUUGAGUAUUUGUUCGCCACUUUCCCCCAAGCAGUGGAAUUGGAGAGCCAGAUGAAAAUAUUUGAUUGUCUCGAAGCGAUUAUUCAAGCUUGUGGUGCCCAUAUUCUUAAGUUUUCCCAAAAAGUUAUAGGACCGCUUCCCACGAUUUGGGCAAGCGAAAGUGAUGCGAGCAAUUUGGUUCGAAGCAAAAUUCUCCGGCUGAUGACCAAACUUGUGUCCUGUCUCAAGGGAUUACAUUAUGAUGUAUCGCUUGAAGCUGGCGACACGGACGCAUUGCUAGCUAUGAGCACACAGUUGAUUCAUUUUUCAACUGAUGUUUCAAACCCGGACCACGUUUGUUUAGUAGAAAGUGGGUUGGAACUUUGGAAUGAGACGGUUGACGCGUCCACAGUGUACACCAAAGAGUUUCACGUUCUCUUCAGCCAGACAAUGUAUUUAAUGGAUCGUGACUAUGAGCAUGUCGUGCUUUUACUUAGACUAUUGAAGAAUUACGUACGACUAGGAAAAAUUCAGUUCUGGCAUGACCACCAGACAAUCGUGUGUAAGCUUUUGCUGGGUGUAAUUGGCAACGUAAAGGCUGAAGCCUCAUUGCAAAUUGCUCAAGUCGCAGAAGAUAUUGUUGCGACAAUCUCCAUUGAUCAGUUGUCUUCAAUUGUACCUGUGGUGAAAUCUAUGGUGAGAUCGUGCAUCCAGUCUCAGCAUGUCAAAGCCAACCACGAGCCGGAAUCUGUACUAGCUGCUUAUUUGAGUGUCCUAGCUCGGCUGAUGGUCACAAGCAUUGAUUUCACGCUGAAUGUUGUGCUGAUGAACGACCACAUAGUGCUAGCAGUACUUGUGAAUGUAAUGCUAAGGCUAUUUUACACUGUUGGUGAAUCCCAGCUGACACUGUUACGUCGAAAGUUGUGGGCGGCAGCACUGUGCUUAAUAUCGAUGAUGGCUGAGCAACAAAUGUUAGAAAAGAUUGGCCAGGUACUAGAGAUCUGUGCUGAAGUUAUUAAUGACGAGCCAGAGGAGAGGGCAGAACAAGAGGCGGUCGUCGAUAGCAGCGAAAAAAUCGAUCAGUCUGAAGUCUUUGGUGUUGAGCAAGCUGGAUUUACAAACCACCAACAAAACUUAAGUGAACAAGAUGCUAGUGUAUUAGCACUAGAUUUGAGAUCUUUCGUUUGCGAGCGAAUGAACAUCCUUGCAUCAAAGCUGGGUCGCUCAGCUUUUGAUCAAAUUUUAGAAACAGUGGAUAUAUCUGUGCUGCGCAAAUUUCAAGCGUAA
This is a messenger RNA of Plasmopara halstedii, 3219 nucleotides long. Its product is annotated as Nuclear transport receptor KAP120 (importin beta superfamily). Bases 1 to 3219 code for a protein of 1072 amino acids. The record is from RefSeq and is a predicted model, not a curated record. Gene Ontology annotation, biological process: protein import into nucleus. The transcript has a single exon. Gene Ontology annotation, molecular function: small GTPase binding. Gene Ontology annotation, cellular component: nuclear envelope; cytosol. Lineage: Eukaryota; Oomycota; Peronosporomycetes; Peronosporales; Peronosporaceae.